AGGUCCUCGGAGGAGUCGGGCAUGUUCAAACAUAUCCAGGCAGACCAACCCUCCAACCUCCACGGCGCGUCAUUGCGCACGGGUUGGAUUUAUUCUCAGACACUGCGGUAGCUUCUGUAUGGGCUGUUAUCACUAAUGCCAAAGCUCAAACCGAUAUGUUUCCCUGAGGGACACAACACGAGUCGAGAUUUAAUGGAUUCAUCUUGAGACGCAAGACGUUGUUCAAGUUGCGCGUCUUUCCGAACACUUCGGUGACCAUGUCCUUCCCGGCCAAAGUGAUGCGAGACGGGCUGCUGGAGAAGCGCAGCAGCGGGCUGCUCCAGCUGUGGAAGAAGAAACGCUGCGUCCUCACCGAGGAAGGGUUGCGUUUGCACAACUGUAAAGGCGGCGGUGAUGCUUCUAGUUCGGCGUGGAGCUCCAAAGCCAAGGAGCUGCUCUUCGAACGGAUGGCCACGGUGGACUGCGUGGAGUACAAGCGAGGACUGGUGUACUUCACUGUGGUCAUGGCUACGGGGAAGGAGAUCGACUUUCGCUGUCCGCAGGACGGCACAGCUUGGAACGCGGAGAUCGCUUUGGCACUGGUGCGCUACAAGAACCUGCAGGCCGUGAAGAGCGGAAGGAAAAGGCACCUGUCCAGUGCGCACCUGGGUAGCACCGGCGAGGAUGAGGAGCUCUGACUUAAGGUGGCGAACUUGAAACUGUGAAUCCGGAGCACAUUCUCACCCAAACACAUUUUUUUCCUGGCCAGACGUUCCCUAUCCAAACUGUGAAGCACCUGACUUAACGCUUAAUCCCACUUCUGUGGUUGAAAGGGUGCUAAUGGAACACGUUAUUGCAGUGAUUGGCUGGAAUGAAAACAUCCACACUCUUGGGGAUGAGGUGACAGAAACACUCCAGCCUCAAGCUAAGCUCCCGCUGAAGGUUAUUUACAAGUACCACCUCAGUGUUUAGAUGUUCCACUGAGCCAGAGUCACCCCAGUGUUCCCUUACUGUGACCAUCUGCCUUCACUGCACCUCAGCCUGCUUCCAACACAAACCACUCUCACUGGAGGACAUAAUUACGAUGCAAUGUGAGCCUCCAAAAUAACAUCUGCCUGCCUCUCCCUCACCAGGCACUCAAGUAUUUUUAACCACACACACACACAUGGAGAGAGAAACUCUUAUGUGUUUAGUUGACAUGGAGACAGAUGGACUUUUGGAGAGAGAGCGAAGUGCCUCCCAAGCAUCUUUUCAGCAUUUAGGCCACAGUCAGUGAAAUCUUGACAUGACAACAGAGUUUAUUUACAGAAACUGGUCACUGAAAUCUCAAAUGUUCAUGAACUGAGAGUCUGAACUAUGAGCUCACAGUCCAGGAAUCCACAGCGUUGCUUCCUUGAGAGAGCUGCAGAAGUCAAGUGCCCAAAUUAACUUAGUAACUGUGGUGACAGCGUAAUAUGACUCACUACAAAUGCACUUUGUUAAACACCAUCAGCUGCCCCAGCAUUAAGUCUAUAAAUUAACUAAUGAAUAUUUAAAUUAUUCCUUUUCU
Molecule: messenger RNA, 1528 nt
Organism: Amphiprion ocellaris (clown anemonefish)
Lineage: Eukaryota; Metazoa; Chordata; Actinopteri; Pomacentridae
Gene: phlda3
Product: pleckstrin homology-like domain, family A, member 3
Exons: 2
Coding region: 258-677 (139 amino acids)
Biological process (GO): positive regulation of apoptotic process
Molecular function (GO): phosphatidylinositol phosphate binding
Source: RefSeq, a predicted model, not a curated record